Dendronephthya gigantea is the source of this 2367-nucleotide messenger RNA. Its product is annotated as fidgetin-like protein 1. The transcript has 18 exons. Gene Ontology annotation, molecular function: ATP hydrolysis activity; ATP binding; microtubule severing ATPase activity. NCBI's taxonomy places the organism in Eukaryota, Metazoa, Cnidaria, Anthozoa, Malacalcyonacea, Nephtheidae. The coding region runs from base 97 to 2013 and encodes 638 amino acids. The record is from RefSeq and is a predicted model, not a curated record.
CGGAACGAUAGGAGCGAAGAUUUGGAUUUCCUUACUAUUGAUAUUUUCUAGGAUUUAUUAUGAAAAGAAGAUAUCAUUCAGGAGCUCUUGUCAACAAUGAACUUCAACCAAGCCGAUGCGAACUUACUGAACCUCUGGCAAACAUUUCAGUUCAAAUUCGACGACACUGAAAAGUCGUCCUCCGAAAGAGCUGAUGCCGCUCGAAGUUUGAAGUUCCAAGUCGAGAAACUCUUUGAAAGUGGUAAAUUAAGCGAGCGACAGUACAUUGGAUUGGUGAAUUACUACGAAAAUUUGUACUCGGACAUUGUUGAUGAGCAGGAUGAAUCAAAAGGUCUUAAUAACUUUGCUGAACAAUCGAUUGCUUUGACAACUGGGUUUAAAAAUGACAGCCAAAAUUGGAAAUCUGGUCUCACGUUUGAAUCGCUGGAUGAUUUUAAUAUCUCAAAAAUACCUGCAAAGGAUUACAAACUCCCGGCAGCGAAUACGUCGCAAGAUGCAGCAAAGCAAGCCAAUCCCAGGCCGACUUCGUUGCCAAGCAUGGCGCCAAAUACGAAUGAUAUGAGACCAGUAAAAACAAGAGAAAACCAUUCAAACGUCCAACCAUUGUUUGCUUCCUCCACCAAAACACCCCAACUUGGAAUCAGACCAUUAUUUUCCAACCCAAGUAAAACAAACGAUAUCCCACCUCACCAAUCUGGGAGAAGUGAUAGUUCCAAAACCACAGAUCCUAUUGAUCCAUAUAUGAACUAUAAACAACAGCCACAGAUGAACAGAUCAAGGAAUAAAGCGCCAGUUAAUCAGGUUGAAAACGAAGACGAGAAUUAUGACUCUGAGUUUGUAACCGCGAAGCAACAGUUUAUUAUGAAUGAACGAAAAAAGAAGAACCGAAAUCCAGGCAGCGGUCCAGGCAUGGGAAAUUAUGGCGCGGUUAAGAAAUCCCUGGGAUACAGGAGAGGACCAUCCAGCAAGUUUAUUCCGCCCAUAAGGAAUUACAAUGAUGAUAGCGACGAUAGUGGGGAGAGUUGUCAGUCAAGAAGGAACAGCAACAAAUCGGGAAGGACGAGACCCAAAGAAAAUCCAUCGACUGGCGAAGACGAUGACAUUACUGACGAACGAUUGAAAGGAAUCGACCCUAAGAUGGUCGAACUGAUAAACAAUGAGAUAAUGGAUCACGGACCGCCUGUACACUGGGACGAUAUUGCCGGCUUGGAGUUUGCUAAAACUGUCAUAAAAGAAAUUGUCGUUUGGCCCAUGUUACGACCAGAUAUAUUUAAAGGACUGCGUGGUCCCCCCAAGGGAUUGCUGUUGUUUGGUCCCCCCGGUACUGGGAAAACUCUCAUAGGUAAAUGCAUAGCUUGCCAGUCAAAGGCGACAUUCUUCAGCAUCAGCGCUUCAUCCUUGACUUCGAAAUGGGUGGGUGAAGGAGAGAAGAUGGUACGAGCACUCUUUGCUGUCGCCAGAUGCCAUCAACCGGCCGUUAUAUUUAUCGAUGAAAUUGAUUCGCUGUUGUCCCAGAGAUCAGACGGCGAGCACGAGUCAUCUCGGAGGAUUAAAACCGAAUUUCUCAUACAACUGGACGGGGCCACAUCGGGAUCCGAAGAUCGAUUGCUGGUUGUCGGAGCAACAAACAGACCCCAGGAAAUCGACGAAGCAGCACGACGUCGUAUGGUUAAACGACUGUACAUUCCUUUACCAGAAGGAGAGGCUCGUAAACAGAUCAUUCGCAAUUUACUUAAAGACCAACAUUACUCCUUAACUGAAGAAGACUUUGAAGAAAUGAUGCGAAGGUCUGAAGGUUAUUCUGGCUCGGACAUGAGUAAUCUCUGUCGCGAGGCCGCCUUAGGGCCAAUCAGAUCAAUUUCUGGUAAUAUUCAAGCAAUCACCUGUGACCAGGUCAGACCAAUCGUAUUCACAGAUUUCGAAAAAGCGUUUCGACAAGUCCGUGCAAGCGUUUCCAACCAAGAUCUGGAUCUUUAUGUCUCGUGGAACAAGCAGUUUGGAAGCGGACAUUAAGAUACAAGACAAUAGUCAACUGUUUAAUUGAGAUUUUAUACAUUUUUUCAUUUAAGCAUUCAACAAGUUCUUUUCAUAAUUUCGCGUACGAGAAUGUUUUCACCACAAGAAAAUAAUGUAAAUAAACUACUUUGCGUUUUUUUGUUGGUUUUACUUUUUUCUUUAAUCUAUUAGUUUUAGAGACCUUCUCAGAUUUUAUGGUUUUCUAAAAAUAUGGAAGCAUUCCACAUGUAGUAAAUCAACUUGGCUACAAUGGUAACCUGGCCAUGCAAAUGAACAAUAUUUAAAGAAACCACUGAAAAGUUGUCCAAAAAAAUGUUUGCUGAACAGCAAGGAUGGGAUCAGACAUAUUUA